Molecule: messenger RNA, 1689 nt
Organism: Culex pipiens pallens (northern house mosquito)
Lineage: Eukaryota; Metazoa; Arthropoda; Insecta; Diptera; Culicidae
Product: vanin-like protein 1
Exons: 4
Coding region: 98-1660 (520 amino acids)
Molecular function (GO): hydrolase activity, acting on carbon-nitrogen (but not peptide) bonds, in linear amides
Source: RefSeq, a predicted model, not a curated record
UGCCGAAACCGUUUAACGCUUAUCCAGUUCUGGUCAUACUUUGAAUGGACUAGGGUCGCUCAAACCGCUUUGUGGACUUUAAUCAGAUGUUUGAAGAAUGAAGAUAACAUUGGUAGUACUUUUCCUUUGUCAUUACAUUGUAGUCAGCAAACAGGUGUCCACUCCGGAAGAUGACUACUACUGGGCGGGGGUCGUCGAGUUUAGUUUCGUUGAAAAAUGGAGUGGAAAUGUGUCUGCUGAAGAGAACACCGCAAAUAAUUUGGACAAAUACUUGGAGAUCAUACGUUCCGUUGAAGCACAACCAGUGGACAUUAUUGUCUUCCCGGAGUACACGCUAAACAGUAUUGAGAGUUCGUCGCGGCUUCCAGAUCCUGAAAAGGGGAUCGCUCCAUGUGACGAUCUUCAGUAUGCCCCGAUCGUACGCGAUCUGUCCUGCGUAGCGAACGCUACGCAGAAGUAUCUGGUCGUCAACAUGGUUGAGAUGGUGCCUUGUGACAAUCUUCGGACCUGUCCGAGGGAAGACAGUAGUGAGUUCUUCAACACCAACGUGGUAUUCGAUCGUUCCGGCGUGGUGAUCGCACGCUACCGCAAGUUCAACCUGUACGGAGAGGCAGGUAUCAGUGUAACUCCAUCGGCGGAAAUGGUCACGUUCGAUACGGACUUUGGAGUGACCUUCGGUACGAUCAUCUGUCACGACCUGAUCUUCGAUCUACCGGCGCUCGGCUUGAUCCGCCACGGCAUCACCGACAUAAUCUUCCCAACGAUGUGGUUCUCGCAGCUUCCGUUUCUGACGGCGGCCCAGAUUCAGCAGGGUUGGGCGUACAAGAACAAUGUGAACUUUUUGGCGGCCGGAGCGAGCAAUCCGGGCGUUGCCAGUACCGGAACGGGGAUCUUCGCGGGGAAGCGCGGCCGGAUCGUGACCGUCAUGAACCAUCAGGAUGAUGUGAAAUUGUACGUCGCGGCCGUUCCGAAAGUGAAUCGACCUCAAGCAGUUAUCAAACGUCAACCCGUCGUGAAGGACCCGGUCGGGAUGAAGGACUUGAUGCUGAAACGAGAUCAGAUCGAUCACUACGCAGCGUCGGAUCUUCCGCUGAGGAACAAUGAGUAUUACAGUGCAACGGUUUGUCAGAAUGAGUUGUGCUGCGAUUUCACGCUGAACUACACGUACUAUUAUCCGUCUACAACGCAGGACUUCUACCGCUAUAAGCUCCUAGUCAACGAUGGGCAUGACUCAAAGGGUCGCAUCGCUUGCGCGAUCGUCGCCUGUACCAACGAAAUGCUGGAAACCUGCGGAUCGCGAUUUGAAGAUCCGACCAGCGUCGUUCCAGCUAUCCAGUUCAACAACAUUGACAUUUCCGGGAGGUUCCCGGGGGGUGACAACGUGUUUAUGGUUCCCAGCGGAGUUGAUACCAGCGUACUACCAUUGGAAGUGGAGGAGUUCGAGUACACGGAACAUCUCUACGUUCAGGACGGAAACCAAACGCUCCAAAUCCGCCAACAGCUGAUACUACCCCGAUCCGACCUGCUAACCUUUGGCAUCUGGGGUCGCAAGUUCGACAACGAGGACCAUCGUGACAACAGUGACGACGGUGCAACCUCUACAACUGUCAGCCUUCUGACAAUACUGUUCGCCCUUAUCGCCACCGUAUUAACUAAGUAAAAUAAAGUUCAAUAUUUCAUCAAGGUGAA